AUGGCUACUGCUUGUGCUUUGUUCAAUGCUGUUGGAGGAGGAAACACUACUACUGAUGAAACCAACAACAAUAGUACCUCUAACUCGAGUAACCUCAGCAGUGAAGAUUUUCACAACAUACCUCAACAACAACAACAUCAUUCUGAAAGAAAAUUACUCAGAAAAAGAACGGCUUCUGAAAUGGAACUUCAACUUCACAACAACAACAACAAUUAUCUUAGGUUUUCUCGUCGAACCAACAACAACACUACCUCGUUGAAUUGCUCUUUACCUGCAACCACACAAAAAGGUGUCACUACUACUACAACAACAACAUUAGCCUCAUCAGAUAACGUUGCUAUUCAAAAUUUCGUCACAACCAACUACUCCACUAUGUUGCUACCUUCUUCUUGUUCUUCAAACCUCAACAAUUCCUCUACCUCUGCUACAAACUACACUCAUUACCAACAACAACCUCUUGUAGAAGAACAAAACACUCUUCCUGCUAUAUGUGGUUUCUCCGGUUUACCACUUUUUCCAUCUCAAAACAAUCAAACAAACCGAACCAACAACAACAGCAGCAACAACAGAAACAACACUAACGGUGUUGUUGAUGUUGUUAGUUCUUCUCCUUCAAUGGAAGAAACCUCGGCUACAACAAACUGGAUUGACGGUAUUUUGAAGGAUCUCAUUCAUACUUCAAACAGUGUUUCUAUUCCUCAGCUUAUCAAUAAUGUUCGAGAGAUAAUAUAUCCUUGCAAUCCAAAUCUUGCUCUUGUUCUUGAACACAGGCUUCGUCUUCUCACAGAACCAAACACUUGUGUUCAAGAGAGAAAAAGAAACAACGCAGAACAAAGUGUUGUUAACGUUAAUGGUAAUGUUCUAGCAGCUUCAAAUGUUAAUAAUAACUCUUCUGUGAAACUCAUGAACCGUGUUGAUGAUGUUGUUCAUACAACAAGUUUACAUUUUUCUGACUCUUCAACUCUUCUGAAUCAAAACCAAAACAUGUUUCCAAAUUGGGGUGCUACACAAAUCAACAACAACCCUUUGGUUACUUUACCUUCGCAAGCACAAACCACACAACAAGAUCCACAUCAUCAACUUCAACAGCAUCAAGAAGAUCUUGCACCUGUAACAACAACAACUACUUCUGCUGAGUUGGCACUUGCAAGAAAGAAGAAAGAAGAGAUUAAAGAACAGAAGAAGAAAGACGAAGAAGGUUUACACCUUCUAACACUUCUUCUCCAAUGUGCAGAAGCUGUAUCAGCAGAGAAUCUAGAACAAGCAAACAAGAUGUUACUCGAGAUUUCGCAGCUCUCGACUCCUUUCGGCACAUCAGCACAAAGAGUAGCAGCUUAUUUUUCAGAAGCCAUUUCAGCCAGACUAGUGAGUUCAUGUUUAGGAAUCUACGCAACACUUCCAGUUUCAUCACACACACCACACAACCAAAAAGUUGCUUCAGCUUUUCAAGUCUUCAAUGGAAUCAGUCCAUUUGUGAAAUUCUCUCAUUUCACUGCUAACCAAGCUAUACAAGAAGCCUUUGAAAGAGAAGAAAGAGUUCACAUCAUAGAUCUCGACAUAAUGCAAGGCUUACAAUGGCCUGGUCUUUUUCAUAUCCUUGCUUCAAGACCAGGUGGACCACCUUAUGUGAGACUCACUGGAUUAGGUACUUCCAUGGAAACACUUGAAGCUACUGGCAAACGUUUGUCUGACUUUGCUAACAAACUUGGUCUUCCUUUUGAGUUCUUUCCCGUUGCUGAGAAAGUUGGAAACAUUGAUGUUGAGAAGCUUAAUGUGAGUAAAUCAGAAGCUGUUGCUGUUCAUUGGUUGCAACAUUCUUUAUAUGAUGUAACUGGUUCAGAUACAAACACUUUGUGGCUCUUGCAAAGGUUGGCACCUAAAGUGGUAACAGUAGUGGAGCAAGACCUGAGCAAUGCAGGUUCAUUCUUGGGAAGGUUUGUGGAGGCAAUACAUUACUACUCAGCACUAUUUGAUUCUCUUGGUUCAAGCUAUGGUGAAGAGAGUGAAGAGAGACAUGUGGUGGAGCAGCAGCUAUUAUCAAGAGAGAUUCGCAAUGUACUUGCGGUCGGAGGGCCAUCGAGAAGUGGUGAGAUUAAGUUCCAUAAUUGGAGAGAAAAGCUUCAACAGUGUGGUUUUAGAGGUAUCUCUUUGGCUGGUAAUGCUGCUACUCAAGCUAGUCUUCUUCUUGGUAUGUUCCCUUCUGAAGGGUAUACUUUGGUUGAAGAUAAUGGUAUUCUUAAACUUGGUUGGAAAGAUCUUUGUUUGCUUACUGCUUCUGCUUGGAGACCUCCCUAUCAUACCAACACUGUCAUUCCUCAUCAUAACUAA
Messenger RNA from Vicia faba (fava bean), 2328 nucleotides. Lineage: Eukaryota; Viridiplantae; Streptophyta; Magnoliopsida; Fabales; Fabaceae. The record is from the annotation of a GenBank genome assembly.